AUGAAUCCAUCAAAAAGAUUCAAAAAUGAAAAUAGUAAUAAAGAUAGUGAUGAUGAUAUUAUCAUAAUUGAAUCAACAAAAGCAUCAGUCAUUCAUGAAUAUUGUCAACAUAUUGAUAACAUAACAGGUGAAUCGUGCAAAGAAUAUUAUGCAAUUGUAUGCAUUCAUUGUAAUCUUUAUUUAUGUUAUAUACACGUUGAAAUACAUCGGGUAUUAUUAAUCAAUGAACGAGACAAGCUAGUAAAUGAAUUGAAUGAACGUAUUGAAGAAAUAAAUCAAUUAAUUGAAAAUCCAGAUAGAAUACAACAAUUAUUAAUAGAACAAAUGGAAAAUAGAAAGAAAACGAAAGUUUCUUUUAUUCAUCAAUUAAGUUUAGAAAAGUUAAUCAAUAUAAGCAAAAUAAUCAACGACUUAAAACAAUUAUUUGAACCCAUUCGAAUUGUUCUCCAAAAAACUCGAUGUGUUAGUUCAAUUCAAAUUAAAAAAAUUCAAGAAAGUUUUCUCAAAUUCGAUGAAAAUAAAAAGAUAUUAAUCAAUAAUAUAGUAGACUCAAUUACUAUUAAACAACAUCACUCGGUUAAUCUGUUUCAGUUAUCAAAUCUUGAUAGACCUUGUCGACAAUAUGAAUUACCUGUACACCAUUCUGUACAUAAUGAAAUGGCAGCCAGUGAAGAUGUGCUUGUUAUAAACGAUCGGGAACAUGUUCUGUUAUUUAAUUUAACAAAUUGCUUCGAUGAUACUUUAAUCCCAGAAUUAAUUGAAUGGAAAAAUUGUGUUGAUGGAAAAAUUAUCGAUAUACAAUAUAGUUUGUAUCUGAAAUUAUUUUUCAUUUUAACUGAUGAAAAAUUAUUUUCAUUGAAUCGUUUAUCAUCAUUGGUUUGUCUGUAUCGUUUUGCAUCUCUUCCAUGGUCAUGCACAAUAGUGUUAAAUUCAAUUUAUAUUUUAUAUAAAUAUUCCACAAUCAUUGAACAAUGGACAUUUCAACAAACAUCAGCAAUACAACUAGUCAAACAAUGGAAACUAAAUGAAAUUCUAACAGAAUCCGAACAUGAUCGACAUUUGAAAUGUAUUAGAAGUAAUCCUAGUCAAAGUCAGCUGGCGAUUUUAAUUGAAGAUGAUGAAUGUCGUUGGCGAAUAGCAUUAUUUGAUCAUGAUAUGAAUUAUUUACAGCAAACUAAUAUGCUUCCUAAUGCUUCAACAAUAGAUUGGAGUCUUAUUUUUUCAUUCAUUUCCGAUCAACAAUUAAUAGUUAUGGAUACAACAACAGAAACUAUUUAUUUAAUCACAAUUAAUGAAAGUACGUCAACCAUCAACUAUCAACAGUAUUCAAAUUCAGACUAUCCAGCAAAUGCAUGUAGGAUAACAAACAAUGACUGUAGUCAAUUAAUUCUUAAAAUGGUCAAACCAAAUAUGCUCAAAUUUUUUCAGAUUUAA
Rotaria socialis is the source of this 1434-nucleotide messenger RNA. NCBI's taxonomy places the organism in Eukaryota, Metazoa, Rotifera, Eurotatoria, Philodinida, Philodinidae. The record is from the annotation of a GenBank genome assembly.